This is a messenger RNA of Penicillium waksmanii, 330 nucleotides long. RefSeq lists its product as uncharacterized. Lineage: Eukaryota; Fungi; Ascomycota; Eurotiomycetes; Eurotiales; Aspergillaceae. The coding region runs from base 1 to 330 and encodes 109 amino acids. The record is from RefSeq and is a predicted model, not a curated record. The transcript has 2 exons.
AUGUUCACCCUAAGAUUCCUCUCAUUCGAUGUCCAAUACGAGGGUCGAGAUCGCACUCCGCGACUGACCCUGAGACUCGAUUCAGAGAUUCGCCACGACUCGCCUAAGUAUCGUGAACUUAUGGUCACCAGGUGCCAUUUUCCAAGCCUCACAAUGAUCGAACUUGCUUUUGCCUUUCUGGGUCAAACUAUCAAUUCUCCGUAUUACUACGUCGUCGCCGAGGGAUGGGAUCAUGGCUGGAGUGAUGUUCCCGAUGUCUGGUGGAUCCUCCUUGAGUCCCGCAUGGUGUCUCUCUCUACCCCGGAUUAUCCUGGUGGUAGCGACGAUUAG